Folsomia candida is the source of this 1960-nucleotide messenger RNA. Its product is annotated as phenylalanine--tRNA ligase beta subunit. Gene Ontology annotation, cellular component: phenylalanine-tRNA ligase complex; cytoplasm. Gene Ontology annotation, biological process: phenylalanyl-tRNA aminoacylation. Lineage: Eukaryota; Metazoa; Arthropoda; Collembola; Entomobryomorpha; Isotomidae. Gene Ontology annotation, molecular function: phenylalanine-tRNA ligase activity; ATP binding; RNA binding. The record is from RefSeq and is a predicted model, not a curated record. The coding region runs from base 123 to 1844 and encodes 573 amino acids. The transcript has 7 exons.
AAUCUGUCCACCGGGUUGGAACUCUGCAAUCUGGUUCAACAUUCCGUCAUAUCUAUCAAUCACCUAAAUAUUUAGGUCUUGAAUAAAAGUGAAAUCUAUUCGGGUUUCGAAUUCUUAUCAAGAUGCCGACCGUUUCCGUCAAGAGGGAUUUGCUGUUUAAGAAGAUUGGUCAGUCAUACACGGAUGACGAGUUUGAUAAGCUUUGCUUCGAAUUUGGGGUCGAGUUGGAUGAUGUGGUGGAUAUCGACCCGAAAAAUGUAGAGUACAAGAUUGACAUCCCUGCAAAUCGGUAUGACCUUUUGUGCGUCGAAGGGAUUUCAACAGCCCUGGCAGUGUUUAUCAACAAGAAAAAUGCUCCAAGAUUCACAAAAACGUUACCAGCCAAACCUAUAACCACCACAGUUGAAGAGUCAACCUCACCACUUCGCCCAUUUGUUGUGACAGCUUGCCUACGCAAUGUGAAGAUUACUCCGGAAGCAUACGACUCACUGAUCGACUUACAGGAGAAAUUGCAUCAUAAUAUUUGUCGAAAACGAACCCUCGUAGCAAUUGGCGUGCAUGAUUUGGACACAUUAAGUCCACCAUUCACCUACUCCUGUGAUCCACCCAAACAGAUCAAGUUUAAACCUUUGAAUCAAACCAAAGAGUUUGUGGCGGACGAGUUGAUGGAGUUUUAUCUGAAGGACAGCCAUCUCAAACCAUACGUCCCCAUCAUUAAGGAUGAACCCCGCUAUCCUGUAAUCAGAGACAGUAAAGGGGUCGUUCUUUCAUUGCCACCUAUAAUCAACGGAGAUCAUUCUAAAGUUACGACGUCAACGAAAAACAUCUUUAUCGAAUGUACUGCCACGGAUUUGACUAAGGCACAAGUCGUGUUGGACACAAUGGUCACAAUGUUGAGUGAACAUUUGGAGAAACCUUUUGAAGCUGAAGCUACUCAAGUGUUGUAUAAGGCGAAUAACGAGACCAAGAUUUAUCCUUUGUUGGAGUACAAAUUGGAAACGGUGGAUGUCCCAGCGACUAAUAAAGUUGUUGGAAUCGAAAUGACUGCCGAUGACAUGGCCAAAAGCUUGAGUCGAAUGGGGUUACGAUCCACGGUGGGACCACAAUCGGGGAAAAUUUCGGUCGAGAUUCCCCCAACUCGUCACGAUAUUCUAAAUCAAUGUGACAUAAUGGAAGAUGUGGCGAUUUCUUUUGGAUAUGGGAACAUCGUUCCUAGUUUACCUCCAACGUCCACAGUUGCAGCACAAUUUCCCCUUAAUAAACUCAACUUCCAACUCUCCGAGUGCAUGGCUCAAGCUGGGUUCACGGAAGCGUUGACCUUUUCAUUGUGCUCUGUUGAUGAUGAAUGUGAAAAAGUACUAAAAUCAAGAGUAGAUAUGGAAUCAAAACUGGUGCGAAUCGCAAAUCCUAAAACACAAGAUUUCCAAGUGGCUCGUUAUUCGCUUCUUCCAGGACUUUUGAAGACGGUUCAAGCCAACAAAAAUAUGCCCCUGCCACUUAAAUUAUUUGAAAUUUCGGAUGUGGUUUAUCUCGAUGAAAAUGUUGACACUGGAACAAGAAAUUGUCGUCACCUUUGUGCUCUGAACUACAACAAAUCGCCUGGAUUCGAAAUUAUUCAUGGACUUUUGGAUCGCUUUAUGCAGUUGUUGGAAGCAAAGUUUCAAGAUGAUUAUUGUUUAAGGGCUGCAGAAGAUUCGACCUAUUUCCCUGGACGGUGUGCCGAAGUUAUUUAUAAAGGCAAAAGUAUCGGCAAAUUGGGCGUGUUGCAUCCAAAAGUUGUAGAAAAUUUUGAAUGCAACCUUCCAUGUGCUGCAUUGGAAAUUGAAAUUGAACAUUUCUUAUAAAAAUAUUGUUAAAUAAAGUAACUUUGUUGCAGUAUAUACACUGUCAAUAUACCUCCUUUUCAAAUUAUUUACAUGUAUCUUUGUAAAUAAAUAAUCAAAUAGAUUAAUCGUCUUGA